AUGUAUCAGCGAAUAGGCUCUUCUUCAUCAUCGUUUCUGAAACCUCCGAUGAUGCGAGUGCAUCAUGGUUCGAAAAUUAUUCCAAAUAUUUGUGGUAUCAACACUUCAUCAUUCCUUUUUCCAUCAUACACAACUAGACAACAACAUGUUCGAAAUUAUUCAUCCACAACAACAACUAUCAAUCAUGAUCAUUCACCAUCGUCCUCAUCCUCCUCAUCCUCGACCACACAAGGCUCUAUGAAUUGGCAAAAUCUCUAUCAUCUCUUAUUGAACAAUGACAACAAUUCUCAGCCACAUAUCUCUGAAGAUGGAACAACUCACAAAUCUCCAUCCACUAGUAGUAUGACUGUACCUACUUUUAAUCAUGUUUCUUCUUUAAAAUUCGAUUCUGUUAUGAAAGUUAUGCAAAAGCUUUCUCAACAAUAUGUUCAUAAAAUUUUCAUGGAAUUUAAGCAACUUGUUGUUGUUGUUGAUCAAUAUCCUCAAGUUGACUCUUCAUUGACUCAACACAUCGUUGAUCAAUUGAAAGAAAUUAUUCAAAAAGAAUCUUUACAAAAUGCUUUGUUAUAUUUUCACAAUCUUCCACAAAAGAAUCAUCCUUCCUAUAUUUUAUACUUGUUUCAAACCAUUCUCAACAAUCGUUUGACUUUAAAGAUAUUGAAUGAACAUGCUGCUGUGGAUUACAAAAAGAGUAUUGAAAAUUCAGUGAUGAGAAUUUUAGAAGAAUUUGAGAAAGCAACUGGUCCAUCUUGUUCUCCACUAACAUUUGCAAUAUACAAAUCAGCGAUUGAAUUAUUGCUAUUCUUUGAAGGUCAUGAAAAUGCAAUGAAAUUAUUUCAUAUUCAGUUUAUAAAAACAAUUUUCAAGAAGAAGAAGAAGAAGAUUGAAAAUGAUAAGACUCUAGCAACGAGUGGAGGAAUCGAUUCCAAGACUGAAAUUAUUUUUGAUGAAAAAUAUUUUACAGUCCAUGAUUUGAGAGAUUUAUUUCAUUUAAUGAUUGAAAGUAGAAUGAAUGACAAGCAAAGAGAUACUCUCAACACUGAUACAUACAAUGAUUCAUCACUUCAUUCAAUGAACACUCACUCGAUUGAUAUUGAUGAAUUAUUCAAAUAUUUAAAUACAACAUCUAAAAAUAUUUUAAAUGAAAAGAAUAUGAUUGGAUUUGAUUCAAAAACAUUUGAGUUAAUGAUUUUAAAUGCAAAAUCAUUUAAAGAAGCAAUCCAAGCAUUUGAAUCAAUUCCAUCGUUAUUGGAUGGUCCAUACACGACACAUCACUACAGUGCUCUGUUACAACAAGCUUUGAAAUUCAAUGCUCCAGUUGAAUCUAUUCAACAUUAUAUUUUACCUAAUAUAGAAUCUAAAUUAGACGAUUAUGGAUAUUCUCUGCUAUUAGAGUAUUAUGCAUCCAUGAGUGAUUUUACACAAGUGAAAUAUAUUUUUAAUCAAAUCAAUAAUCAAACUUUGAAUAAUAAUAAUAUCAAGAAUAUAACAAGCAAUUCUAAUAAUAAUAAUAAUUGGAUGUUGACCUAUCGAUCUGCUAUGAAAUAUCUUGGUCAUGAAAUGGAUUUACUUUCUCUCAUGAAAGCAUGCGUCAAAUUAGACAUUCCAAUCUCACAAUUCACUCAUUUACCAAAAUUUACGGGUAAACCAAUAGAUGUCAUUCCAUAUUUUGAAGAAUUCAUGAAAAUGUAUGAAGAUUCCUUAAGGAAUGAACAAGUCAUGAUUCUCAAAAGAAUGAUCACUCUCAUUGGACAAUAUUUUGGACUAAAUUCCAUAUCUUGCAUUUAUCGAUACCUUCUUCAGUCAUCCUUGAAUGUCACACAAACCAUGCAUUCCACUAGUACAACUAGUUCUACUACUACUACUACCAGUUCUACUACUACUACUUCGACGACAACUCCUCCUAUUGCAGUCUGGUCAGUGACACAAAAAUCCAUACUCAUCAAUCAAUUGAUUCAAUACAUGACCACUCAGAAUAUGGAUGUAGCAUUACAAUGGUUUUCAAAUUCUUGCAAAAACAACAACUCAAUCACUCUUGAAAAUGAAACCUUUCAAUUAUUAUGUCAUCAAUUGAAUGAAAGUGCCAUCACUGAAGAUGAAAAGAAAUUUGCAUUAGAAUUUUUCAAAACUCACUUUAAAAAGUUUACAAAUGAUCAAGUCAUUCAAGAGAAUGGAUUACCAUGCACACUACAAGAACUCGCUUUUAAUAUUUGGAGAUUGAAAAUUGAAGAACCAAUUGCAAAGGCAAGCUUUGAACAUCUCAAGAAGAAUAUCAAGAGAUAUUUGAAAGAACAUGGAAGUGUCAAUGAUGAUGAUCAAAUAGAUAGUAAUGAUCAAAGUCAUGUCAAUAAUAGAAUUGACACUAAUAACCAUGACAGAAUAGAAAUUACCAAUCAUCAUACUCUCAGUAGAAUGGAUCAAGAGGACAACAAUAGCAUGGAUCAACACGACCGUCAUUAUGACGAUCAUCAAAAGGAUCAUACAAGUAUGGCCACCGCAAAAUUAGUGAGUGAGGAAUUUAUCAUUGAGAGAGUCAUUGAAUCACUUUGUAAGACGAAUCGAACGUUACAUGCAGCGAAUAUUUUCUCUCAAUUAUUAUCCGAGUUGGAGAAGAUGAUGAAUGAUACAACUAUAACCAGUAAUUCUACUACUACUACUACUUCUAUCACCACGGGCACUUCCACUACUACUACUACUACCAUCGAGCAAGUUCUACAUCUCAUACCCUCAUGCUAUGAAUUUUUGAGCAAAUUAUUUCACAUCAUUUUUGAACACAUGGCGGAAUCCUUUGUGAACACAAUGGAAUCACAUGCAUUUCUACCACAGGCAUCAUCACAAUCAUCAUCACAAUCACUACUACUACUACAUGAUCAUACAAUCCUUUCGACAUCACCAUCUGAGCAACAACAACAAGUGAAACGCUACUCUCGAAUGAUGACCUUCUAUGAACAAGUCAUUCACAAAAUUCCCUCUCUUCAACACAAUACUCACACCUUGAGAAUAUAUUUAAAAGCACAUUUACAUACUGAACAUUUUCAAUCCAUUCUAUUGAAGAGAUAUCCAAUGAUGAUGGAUCACAAUGAUGAUACUAUGAGUAAUCACACUUCUGUACUCACUUCUGAGAGUCGUGUGUGUGCGAACUCUUAUCUGAUGGAUACACCAACAUGUAACUUGAUACUUUUAUAUUUAUUGAAACAUGAUCAUAUCGUUACAUCUCAGAAAGUUCGUUUAACAUUUGAAAAGAAAAUUGAAGACAUGACUUGGUAUCUUGAGAGUUUUCCAAAUCAUGAAACUUAUGUUUUAAUGUCUCAAUAUUAUUUUGAAAUUGUUGGAAAUGAUGAAAAGGCAAUUCAAGUGUGUCAUACUUUGAUUAGACUCUAUCCUCAAAUGAUUACAUCCUAUCAUGUAUUACUUGAUAUUUAUUCAAAACAAAAUGAUUUGAAUGAUAUUGAUCAUGUGUAUUUAUUGAUACGACAAAAUAAGGCAAUUCCAAAUUUAGAAACUUUUAGAAAACUUAUUUUAUCCUAUUUGAAACACAAAAAUUACAUCACGACUGCCAUUUCAUUAUUCAAAGAAAUGUAUCAAGUUUAUCAAAUAAUUCCAACAGAUGAUAUUACUCUUAAUAUAUUUGAUACAUUACAAGAUUCCAAUUUGAGAAAGGGUUUUGAAUUUCAAAAAUCAAUCUUUGAAUCCGUACUAUCAUUGAGAAAUAACUUUGAUGGUGAUUCUAGAACAUUGAAAGCCAUUGAGAAAUUUUUAACUCUCACUACAAGUUGUUUCUUGAGAGGAAUGGAUCGAAUUGCACUUGAAGAUUCAUCUCUCAUAUAUUCUGUGUUGAAUAGGAUUGUUAAUGGUAAUACAUGCACUGUGGAUCACAAAUCUUCUUCUAACAACAAGUUGAAUUCCACUCCUUGUCCAACUAAUUCUACAAUGGCUAUGAACAUUUCAAAACCAUGGAAUACUAGUACUACUAGUACUACUACUACUAUUAUCAACAACAACAACAAGACAUCACCAUCACACUCCUCUUCGACCUUUCACUCCACACCAAACAUUCCAUGUAAUAAUGAAAUUUAUUACUAUUCCACAUUAUUAUUCAUGAAACUUGUCAUGAAACACAAGAACCAAAAUCGUAACAAUGGUAAAGAACCGCCACUCCGUAAAUAUCUUCCAUAUAUGAACAUUGGAACUUUAAAUGGUAUUUUAACAUCUUUGUUUCGACAACAUUAUUUCUCUGCUGUAUGGAUUCUAUAUAAUAUGAGACCAAGAGAAUUGAAAGGAGAUUUAUUAACAUUUUAUAUACUCACUCAAUGUUGUAGAGAUGAUUCAGAUUAUUUUGAACUUAAAUUAUUAUUUCAAGAAAUUUAUGACAAGAAUGAAAAUUACUUUUCAAUGAUGAUUCAUUUAGAAGAUGAAUUCUCAAUGAGUACCUUAUUGAAUCGAUAUAUAGGAUUAACUUUGAUUUAUGAACCUGAUCGAGUAUUUCAAGUCAUUGAGAAUCUAAUUUUACAUGAUCAAUUAUUUGAAAUUUCACCUUUGAUGCGAAUGAGAGUCAUGCAUGAAGCUAGAAAAUUGAAUCGAACAGAUAUUGAAAGAAAAUUAGCAUUGUUAGGUAAUGAUUCAUCUGGCAGCACUUCAAUGAGAGAACAACAACAACAAACGGUUACAAAAGAAAAGUUGUGA
Molecule: messenger RNA, 4683 nt
Organism: Naegleria lovaniensis
Lineage: Eukaryota; Heterolobosea; Eutetramitea; Acrasida; Naegleriidae
Exons: 1
Coding region: 1-4683 (1560 amino acids)
Molecular function (GO): protein binding
Source: RefSeq, a predicted model, not a curated record